GAGUUUGAUGGUAUCAGACGGUUCGCUAAAGGUGGUUUUGCAACAGUGUACAGAGCGCAAUGUGAAAAAUAUGGAGAAGUUAUCUUAAAAGUUUUGAACAAUUCUGAAAAUAUAACUAAUGAAUUUUUACAAGAGAUUGACAAUCACAGAUUGUUCGAUAGUAACACUAGAAUUGUAAAAUGUUAUGGAAUUUCCCAAGAUCCCAAAUCUAAGAACUAUGCAAUAGUAAUGAGUUAUAUUGAUGGUGAUAAUUUGAGUCAAUAUCUAAAAAAACAAAAACAGUGGAUAAGUUUUGAAGAUAAAAUUGAGCAAUUGAAAGAAAUUGCAGGGGGAGUAAAAGAUAUUCACGAACGAAGAUUAAUACAUCGAGAUCUUCAUCCAGGCAACAUCAUUGUAAAAUCUAAUUUUGUUUCUAACUACUUUUACAAAAUGUAUAAUGAUAUGCAAAAACAUAACGCGAAAAAGAAACGAAAUGCUAUGCAUGCUUAUGUUAGUUAUAUGAUUUAUACCACAAGCCUUAAUCAUGAUGAUGGGAAAAACUAUUACCCUCUUUUUCCAGAUAAUGAUUCAAAACUAGCAAAACUAGAAUAUUCUUCUCUCGACAAUGAAUCUCUUCUCUCUUGUGAAAAACACAAGCACGAAGAAGAAGAAAAAUCCGUUAUUGUUAAUUGGCAAAAAGAAGUGGAAGAGAAGAAUAAUACCGAAUUCUAUCAACAAUAUCAAACCAUAAAAAAAGAAUACGACGCUUUCUCCCAAACUACUCUUUAUCAAAUUCAUCCUCAAGCAGUUACUACUAGCAAGUUAAUAAACACUAAAAUAAUCACUCAAUUGUUACAACAACAAAAAACCGAGCAAUCUUGUAGUGCUAUGUCAAAAAGCAUAAGUUUAGAUUUAAAUCAAAUUGGAGAACAACAAGCCAGCAACCAAGAGAUUUUACAAGAAUUAAAGGAGCGAAUUGAACGCCAAAAGAGUUCCGAAAAAGAAGCAAAAGUAAUUAGUCUUAAAAUUCAGGAAGAAAAAUUAUCCGCUCAAUUAGAUGACGGACGAGAAGUAAUUGUGCCCAUAUCUUUACUUAUUAAGAAUGAAAUAAUAUCAGCCGAAAUCAAAACGAAACAAUUAGAAAAAUACGAAUUAUGA
Messenger RNA from Racocetra persica, 1137 nucleotides. The record is from the annotation of a GenBank genome assembly. Lineage: Eukaryota; Fungi; Glomeromycota; Glomeromycetes; Diversisporales; Gigasporaceae.